GGACGUCAGUCUUCGUGACGAAAACAAAUAAACUAGAACAGGAAAACGACAUUUAUUUGUGGUUUUUUGUAAAUAAUUUUUCACAUGUGUAAAUUUGCUUAGUGACAAUUAAAAUCAUGUCCGCACGAAUGCUAAAGAAGAUGCAGGGCGGCUCAGAUAUUCUGGCACCGCCGCCAGAUGAUGAAUUAGACAACGACCAUUUAACUGACAAUGACGAACUCGAUACGGUCAGGGGAAAAUCGCAUUUAAAUCCAUUUGAUUUGCUCAACCAGCAGAGUCUCUCUGAGAGCGAAUUCAAAGAGGAUGACAACGAAACCGAACAUCCAUCGGCGGCUAUACAGGCCAGUACCGCUGCUAAGAAAAAGAAGAAGAAACGCAAGAAGAAAGUCAAAUCGCAUGGUAAUCAUAUCAGUAGCGAGGAUAACGAGCGCCAAGACAAAUAUUUAGAAAAAGUUGAUCCAUUGAUUGGCAAAGUGUACGAUGCAGUGCCCAAACAGUUGGACAAGACGCCACAACUGACUGUAACAGCACCAUCAGGAGCUGAAGGGGGUGGCAAAUUGGCCAGCAAGAAACUAUUGGCGGUAGAGCUCAAGCACUUAAAUCAACAAAACGAAAUGAGACGUACAUUUGGCAGGCGCGUUGUCAAGGUUGAAAACAAACGUGGUCGCCAAAAGACCACGCUAAAAUCCACCUAUAUGGUAACUGCCAGGGACUCAUGGCCGCCAUUGACCAAGAAUAUUAUCACUAUGAAGCUUCUACCAACAACCGAAUCGCCGGGCUCCUCCACUAGUCCGAAAAUUCAAAAGAGCGACGAAGAAAAUGUGCAAUGGUUUACCUUCCAGCAUAGUCAGUACUAUCAGGGAGUUCAGCACAUGUUCUUGUCAGCAUUGGAACGCAUAGAUUCCGAAUUCUUGAUCACUUUAAUUAAGCGCUGUCCCUACCAUGUCGAUUCGCUGGUUCAGCUGAGUGAGGUUUGCAAAAUGACAGAGGACUUUGCUCUGGCGUCUGAAUUGAUUGAGCGUGCGCUUCUAUUGCUGGAAUCCUCUCUGCACAUCAACUUCAGCUUGACGUCGGGAAAUUGUCGUCUAGAUUACCGAAGACAGGAGAAUCGAGCCUUUUUUAUUGUGCUCUUCAAGCACACUCAGUACUUGGAAGAGCGUGCCUGUUGCCGCACAGCCUUUGAGAUCUCCAAGCUGAUAUUAAGUCUGCAACCAGAUGUUGAUCCAUUGGCCAUGGUACUAGUCAUCGACUAUUAUGCCUUGCGCAGCAAACAAUUCGGUUGGCUUGUGGAGUUCUAUGAGCAGUACAAUACAUCCCGGAAUCUUGCCCAGCUGCCCAAUAUGGCAUACUCUUAUGCACUGGCGCUUUACACGUUGCACGGCAAGUGCGACCGUGCCAACGAGGCUCUUCAAUAUGCGCUGCUCAUGUUCCCCGGCGUUCUGCGUCCGCUGUUGGAAGAGAUGUCUGUGCAAACGGAUAAGCGUGUGCUGGCUUCAUCGUAUUUCUUUACCGAUGUGUCUGGCGAUCAAUCGCCAGCGCUUCACCAGCUUGUGUGCUUGUAUGUGUGCCGAGCCAAGGUCGUUUGGCGGCAAAAUGAUGUUCUAUUUUGGCUGGAAUCAACUGUAAAUACUGUCCUGGAUCGCAUCGACAGCAAGGAUCCUAUCAUCAAUGAUUACAAGGAAAAGCGUUCACUUCGCUAUAGCGGCACACCACCGCGUCCCAUUUUACGACAUGUCAUACUCUCCGAUUUCAAGGAGAAGGUGCCUCUGGCUGUGUUUGUUUCGAAAGAGAAACAGGCUAUCAUGACCUACGACCCGUUGCCACCCCUUGACAGUGUCAAUUGCUACCAACGCAAAUCGUCUUCGAGCAGCAGCCCCACAACCAACACCAACAACUCUGUAUCAAUGUUUUUCCAGUCGUUGCUGCCAUCUUUCAAUCUAAACAACAUUGCAGCCGCACAACAGCAACCAGAUGCUGUUGCCGGAGCUGGCGCUGCCGCACCCGAAAUAGUGGGACCACCGCAACGCCAGGCCAACGCUCAAGGCGAAGCAGAAGAAGCUGGUCUUCAGCAAUCAUUGGUUCUAAUGAUGGACGCUAUGCGCGACUUUUUACAAAAUUUCCGUAUUGCCGAGCAUUUGCGCUCACCAGAAACAGCCGUUGCUCAGUCAAGCAGCAGCAACGACGACGAAGAAGAAGGAUCUAGCGACUAUGUGGAUUAGAGUCAAUGUCAAUUAAUAAUACAACAUUAUAUCCUUCACAGACACUUAAAGACAACAAUGCACCACACUUCUAUCCAGUCGAAUGGGUUUAAUAAUUUGCAUCGCUUACUGUUUGGAGCAUCCUAGAGUGGAGCUCUUGAGUCAGUGUUUUCGGAAAACACUUCGCUUUCUGUUGCAUCGGCGUAGCUGUCACAAAUUUUAAUUAUAGCAAAUUUCUUAUAUACAUGUGUAUCCAUUGCAUUAAAUUCCUUGUCAAAGCUUUAGAACAAA
Drosophila mojavensis is the source of this 2489-nucleotide messenger RNA. RefSeq names its product transcription factor 25 (gene Nulp1). NCBI's taxonomy places the organism in Eukaryota, Metazoa, Arthropoda, Insecta, Diptera, Drosophilidae. The transcript is spliced from 6 exons. Bases 117 to 2219 code for a protein of 700 amino acids. Gene Ontology annotation, cellular component: RQC complex. The record is from RefSeq and is a predicted model, not a curated record.